UGAACAAAGACCCUAUGAUUCCGAAGAGCGAGAAAGGGAGCUCGAGCCGGGGUCACCCACGGCACACACGACACAUAAGCCAAGAGGUCGCCGCCGCCGCCGCCGCCGCAGCAGCAGCAGCAGUCCAGCAACUUCGCUGCCGUCGCCGCCCCAGCCGUAGCACCGGUUCCCCUCCAGCCGCCAGAGACCAUGUCGAGCGGCCUGGACAUGUCCCUGGACGACCUCAUCAAGCAGUCCAAGUCCAGGCCCAAAGCCAACCCCGCCUCCUCGUCGGGGCCCGUCCGGCGAGCGCCGCCAGCCGCCCGCACCGCGCCCUACCCGCCGGCCGCCCCCAAGGCCCGCGCCGCUAACGGCAACUCGCCCUAUGGGAUAUACGCCGAGCAUGUCGCAGCCAUGGCCGCCGCUGCGCCGCCUCCGGCCGCUGCGAGGGCGCUCCAGACGGGGACGAAGUUGCACAUCUCCAACCUCGAUGCUGGCGUCACCGUCGAGGACGUGCAGGAACUCUUCUUGGAGGUUGGUGAGCUCAAGUGUUAUUCGGUUAACUAUGACAAGGAUGGGAAAUCCAUGGGAACUGCAGAAGUUGUCUUUGCAAGGAAAGUGGAUGCUUUGGAUGCUAUCAAGAGAUACAAUGGUGUCCUACUUGAUGGGAAGCCAAUGGUGAUAGAGCUAAUUGGAAACAACGCCGAGCCAAUCCCCAUGGUGCCAUUAAUCCACAACCGCCCUUUGCAGAACUACAGUGAAAUUCAUAACAGUGUGCCUCAAAGAGCUGGCCAGAGAAGAGGAACAUCUCAAGGCAAUGGUCGUUUCGGAAACAGUAGUCAAAGCAGUGGUGGCCGUGGACAGGGGAAAUCCCGAGGGCAUGAUCGAAAUCGUGUGCAAGUAUCUGCUGCAGAUCUUGAUGCUGAACUGGACAAGUAUCACUCAGAGGCAGUGAAAGAGAAAUGAAGCUCUGAUGUUCUAUUUAUACAGUGGGGUGGUGCUGAGACAGUGUGGCAUUUUGGGUUAGAAACUGUCAAGUUGUUGCUUUGCUAAUGUUUUAUGCUAGAAUUUUUUGCUGUUAGUGUCAGAACCAUUCAGAUACCAUGUUCCAGGAUCAUGGUGCGUGGGGUUGGAACAUUGAAUGUUCAGUUAAUGCUCCUUGUGGUAUCAAAUGCUUUUAUUGUCCAAUCCAGUAUGUAAGUUGUGGUGCAUA
Molecule: messenger RNA, 1192 nt
Organism: Phragmites australis (common reed)
Lineage: Eukaryota; Viridiplantae; Streptophyta; Magnoliopsida; Poales; Poaceae
Product: THO complex subunit 4A-like
Exons: 5
Coding region: 190-945 (251 amino acids)
Biological process (GO): mRNA export from nucleus
Cellular component (GO): nucleus
Molecular function (GO): mRNA binding
Source: RefSeq, a predicted model, not a curated record